CAGGAAGUUUCAAGUGGUCGGUUUAAUCUAAAAAAAUUGUUUCCAACAAGAUACCAGCCGUCACCGUAAAAUUUCCCUUAUCUAAGAUAGUUUACGCUGGGCUCGAGUUGUAUCGCCAUGGAUAAUCUCGAUUGUCGAUCAGUAUCGUUUCAGCCUCAGUGUCGUGACAGUUCGGGCCCUUGGGAGAUACUGUCCUGACAUUUCCGCAUUUCGUAAACAUUCAUCUCCCAAGCAGUUAUUUUUCUCAAGUCAAAUGUGUAGUUUCAUCCUGUCUUCCAACAUUUCAAGUCAAGGCCAGGGUUGGCCGGUACUUUGAACGUGAAAUAGUGAUUUCAAUCGGUUAUUGGUGAACCGCAUGGCCGAGGUGACGGACACCAGACGUCUGACCCAUCGCACUCUUCACAUAUCGGGUGCUACUGGGUCAGAUGAUGAGUCCAAAACUGACGCAAUGUCCAGCUCUUGGAUGUCAGGAUUUUCUUCGAUAUUCUGUGGUCAAUUAUGGAGGCGGAAGUUAUUUGGUAGUCGGGAUAAGAUGAAAGUACUUGCGGUACCGGAGACAUUGAAAAAUUGCAAGGGACCACAGGAUUUCAACUCAACCUUAUCAAUAACUGCGCCCUCGCAAGUUGUGGAGGUGUUACUGGUAUUUCCACGGGAAGAUCGUCAACUGGAGGCCCUGGGAGCAGUCUCCAGGAAGCUAGGAUGGAGUGUUGAGGUAGUGAAGAGUGGAGAAAAGGCAGCUGAGGUUUUUCAGAGUCGAUCCCACGAUUUGGUGAUCAUCGAUAGAAGAGGGCAUCGGGCCAACGAGGCAGAUUCCAUUUGUCGAGCCAUUAGAGCAACAAAUUGUCAUCACAGCAGUGUAAUUUUAGCAUUAGUUAAAAAGUCCUUCUUCACGGUGGCCGAUAAGGAUGAGAUAGUGACAUUGGACUUGCUGAAUACGGGAUACAGUAGAGCAAUGAUGGAGUGCACACACGAAAUACUUCUGGGAAAUCAAUUGAUCGGGAUUUAUGCGAGUGAAAUACAGCCUAGGAUGCAGCUUGCUGCAGCACAUGCGCUUUAUGUAGCUGUCGACAGAUGCAGGGAUAUGGUACAUGUUACUGACGAUCAGCACAUCGUUAGAUUUGUGAACAAGGCCAGUGAAAGGUUGCUGGGUUACAAAUACGAGGAGAUGUUGGGUCGAAAUCUUUCCGAGAUAAUAACAUGUGAAAAUUUUGCGCUUAUGGACCAGCAGCUCCAACGCGGACGGGAAUUCGAGGGUAACAUGAACUGCAGGAGAAAGUUCAAUGACACUAUCACCAUCAACUGUCGGAUUAUUCCGUUCUGCGCAACGGGAAAAAAGCCCUCGCAUUACGUUUACGUCCACGACACGAUGUACCUCCUGGAGAACAUGGGGGUAGCCAGCAUAACCCUCGGUCCACAUCCACGAGUGAGCCUCCAGUAUCCUCACCGCAGAGGCUCCUUCGACGUCAAAUCCAUCGGGAGCGAUAUCGGAACGCAGAGACGAUCGAGCCUACAAAAAUUGAAUAAUCUACCUCUUGAAGCACCAAUCACGAAAGUAAUGCUAUUACUUACGAAUGCCAUGACAGAAAUAGCCAGCACCAGUCCCGAUUUAGCUAUGCAAAUUGACAAGGCGAUUGAAACCUUGAAGACGACAGAACUGUACAGGCCUUAUCUCAAGGAGGACACCAAGAUUUAUAACGAUCCCGUGGCUUCGGAUCUCGUGGAGGCACUUUUAUCAAAAAAUUGUCACUACAUAAGAGACUCAAGACGAUCGUCAAACGAUUCGACUCGAAGUACCCAAAUGCGAAUAACCCUUCCGGCAGCGACGAGACUCCAGUUGAAAUCUCCCCAAGGUCCGAAGGAAAUCGAGGAACUCCUAGACCGGAGUCUGGACUGGGACUUCGACAUUUUCAGCCUAGAAGUCCUAUCCGAGCGAAAACCCCUGGUCCACCUGGGGAUGAACCUCAUGGGGCGUUACAAUGUCCCGGCGCGUCUCAGCUGCGACGAGCAGACGUUGCAAAAUUGGCUGACGGUGAUUGAAUACAAGUAUCAUCUUAGCAAUAGUUAUCACAAUUCAACGCACGCCGCGGACGUGCUGCAGGCAACAGCCCGAUUUAUGCAGUCCGAUCGACUCCAGAUGAUCCUUGAGCCGAUGGACGAAGUCGCUGCAUUGAUUGCAGCAGCGGCACACGAUAUCGAUCAUCCCGGCAGGUCAAGUCAAUUCUUAUGCAACGCUGAUAACAAGUUGGCAAUAUUAUACAACGAUCUUUCUGUACUUGAGUCUCAUCAUGCAGCACUCACGUUCAAGCUCACACUAGCGGACGACAGUGUCAACAUAUUUAAGAAUUUGGAGAGGGAAACGUACAAACUCAUCAGACAAAAUGUCGUUGACAUGAUCCUAGCGACCGAGAUGACAAAGCACUUUGAGCAUCUAGCUAAAUUCGUGAAUGUUUGUAGUGCACGCGGUGACGAGUAUUACACGGAUGGCCCAGACAUGGCGACCCUCUUGCUUCCGGAAAAUGUCACACUUAUCAAGAUCAUGAUGAUCAAGUGCGCGGAUGUGUCCAAUCCUACUAGACCGUUGAGAUGCUGCGUGGAGUGGGCUAAGAGAAUUGCUGAGGAGUACUUCAAUCAGACUGACGAAGAGAAAAAAAAACGAAUGCCAGUGGUCAUGCCAAUGUUUGACCGCAACACUUGCUCCAUUCCAAAAUCCCAAAUAGGUUUUGUCGAUUACAUAAUCAACGAUAUGAUCGAAGCAUGGGACGCUUUCAUCGAUGUGCCGGAGAUGGUGACCCACAUGCGGCAGAAUUACGAGAUAUGGAAGGAGUAUCAUGAAAAGGGAAUAUCGACUCUGAGUGACAUUGAAAGACUACAAACCUCAGCGGAAUUGAAGAUUCCACGUGUACGCGAUCCACGGUGAUGUUUAUUUAUUGAAUCUACGAUGAAAUUUAUCGGAAAAUUUGUAACGCCUUGCUUGUAAAUUAUUUCUCUGAAUAAAAUGUCUAUUUUAUUCUAACAAUUCAAUUAUUUCGUACCAUCGUCGUCUAGGGGAAAAUUAACACAGCAGCGAAUCCUCGGAAAUGAGCCAUUGUUGAAGAAACCAAUCUAAUUCACUUCAAGUCUCCCAGCGAACGCUUCCGAAAUCAUCGAUUUUCCAUUUAUAACUUUCAAGUAUUAAACUCGAAUCAAUUUUCACCCUCAAUUUCCUGCCGUCGUUGCAAAAACAUCUGUAAGUGGGAAUAUCUCCAGCGCUAGUCCUCCAGUGACUAGGGAAUCGAUAAAAAAAAUCGAUAUCAACAUGCACCGACAAAUAAAAUAUCACCUGAAAGUUGAACCUCUAGAAAAAUCUAAACAAUUAAGGGGAAUAAUAUCAGAACAGCGAAUUGACAAUUGAUCCUUCAAAAUCCAUAUUUAUUGAUAUUCUCUUUUCCCUCGAUCACUAUAAAUCAUUUCUCAAUUACAAAUGGUGUAUGAAGUUACAGUAUUUUAACCAAAAAUGUAUCCAGAUAAAUAGUUAUAGAAUCAGCUAUUAAAUCACCAGAUGCAACUCGUCUGAAUUAUAACCCAGAGGACUAUACAACGACCAUCAAAGCACGCCGCAACGAAUCCUCAUUAAUUACAAUCAUCGAGAUGUUUACAGAAUCGCCACUGGCUAUGAUUACGACUAUUUACUUUUACCUUAUCAUCAGUAAAAUUACUUCACCUCAAGUUACAUUCAACGCUCAAACCGUAGUUACCAAGUUACAGACGAUUUCUGAUAAUUUUCCGUGAGAACUAUGAUCUAAAAAAAAAUCUUAUGUAUGACGAAAUCUAAAUAAUGGCUGUGAGAAUGACAACAGCCGUUUUAUCCAGUACCAGACGUGUUUUUUCACUUCGUAAUGCAACAAUUUCAAUUACAUUGAAAUAUUGGAGAAAAAAAAAUGGUUCUCAGUUAGGGAACCACUGGGUAGCAGUUUAACACCACCUUCAGCCUCAAAACCUCUCACUGUUUUCUGUUCUCCAGAUGUUAUGAUUUUAAUUUUAAUCAUUAGAUCUCCAUUAAUUUUGAGUUUGAGUUGACUUCAUUACAGUAUAAGCGCUCACAAUCUAGCAUUCUUAAGUCCCUAAUAGAGUAAAACCUUAGUAUCUACUAAUGCCGCGAUUUAAAAUCCGAUAUUCAUUAUUUCAAGACAAUUAGGACAUUGUGUUGUUCUGGAUAGAUCUGUAAUUUUCCUCUAUUCUGGUUGACGAUCGUAUUCAAUGGUGUCUGUUUAAUAUCAUGCUAUUGCUACCACAGGAUGAAUUACAGUAAUCCACAUCGAUGAUACCCUAGACAUUUCAUGUUUCCAUCCUCUUUAUUUAGUGAAUAAUCUCAAUUUUCAUUACUGAGACAUGAUUCGACACACCCUAGCAACGUAUCUCGAUUAAUUACCAUUGAAAUGGAAAAUAGUUGUGAUUAAUUUCAAAUCGAGACAGGUGUUUAUCGUGCAACAAUAAAUUACAAUGAAACAUCAAAUAUCUGUAACACGUUAUGUGUGCACGAGUGUAAAUACGUCAAGAGUGUUUCAAUUGCUCCCUCACAAGCCCCAAAUAUAGACAUCUCAAAAGAUAAUGCUGUCCUCUUAAUAUCUCAUGAAUGCUAUCAACAAAUAUUCUGACCAAAGUGUUGUUGCAUAUUCAUAGUGCUGUGAUAUCAUCAAAUGUGUCAUCAAAUGUAUCAACAAAAUAUUGUCUCAACCAGUUAGUCAAGCAUUCUGAUGCUAGUGAUUCAUCCAACUACAUCGGGAUUUGUAUUAUUAAUAGCAUUGCAAAAUAUUUCGUGCUUUUCGAAAAGCUUAAUGCGUGGGAUGAAACUUCCUGAGUGCCACCAGUAGGCGUCGCGAUGCCAAGCGUUUAGAGCUCUAUUUAAAGAACCCCAUCUCAGUGCUCCGGAUUCAGUUGAACCGGUGAAAAGGAAGUACAUUUCAUUGUGGUAUCUUGUGGGGGAUAUCAUCAUCGAGUGAUUUUAAAUGUACGUAACGAUGAGUCCAAUCAACUUAUCAAAAUUCAAUUAAUCCUAUGUCAGUUACCUUACAAACUAGUUAGUCUUAAAUGAGGUACAUCAAUCAUUAUUUGAUAAUUAAUUAAGAUACUCUGGAAACCCUUCUCUCGAUCGUUUGGAGGUUCGUUCUUCCGGUGGAUGUAAAAUGUUAUUUGUGCUGUUAUUGUUUAUUGAUCUUCGCGGUGAGGACACGAACCCGUUAUGUUUUGUGGUGAUUUUUUUUAGAGAUGCCCCUCUUAAAUUGCCAUUUUUCGCCUUCGUCACGGUUUAACUACUCUUCGUUUGACUAGACCACUAGCCAGUCGUAAAUCUCCAGGAAAUUAAUUUCAAAGGAAUUUUACUUUUCCCGAGAGGAGAUGGAAUUAUUCUCGCAGCGUAGCAGUGAAGUGAUUCGCGUCGACAUGAUUUCUACCUGAGUAUUCGAGAAAUAUCUCUGAACCUAAUUGAGACAGCUAAAUUUUCGUGAAAAUCUCAAUUAUGUUUCUCAAUUUAAUCUACGAAAAACAUUGUGCCGAAAAUUUGUCUAUCUGGCUCAGAUUCCAAGAUAUUCAUUGAAAAUUGAUGAGUACUACGUCGACUUACAUCGUAGGCAUCGCGAUGUCAAAUUGUCCAGUUCUAUUUAAAGAAUCAUCUCAGUACUCCAGAUUUAGUUGCACCGGUGCAGAGGAAGUACUUUAAAUUGAAUCAAUUAUCAUCAAAUGAUUUUGAGUGUACGUAGCGAUGAGCCUAAUCAACUUAUCACAAUUUACCGCAUCCUAUGUUAGUUAUCUUACAGAUUAGUUAGUCUUAACUGAGGUACAUCAAUCAUUUUAUAAUGAAGAUACGCUAGAAACCCCAAUUCUCCGAUCAUUUCUAGUUCUUUGUUUCAGUGAAUGUCCACGUUAUUUCUGGUGUUAUUGAUUAUUGAUCUGUGUGAUGAGGAUGCGACCUCGUGACGUUCUUUGAUAAUUUUUUUUCGAGAAUGUGAUUCGGACUUUAGAAUUUUGCAUUUCUCAAUUUUUAGUUGCUCAUUUGGCUCGAUGAGAUGUCCUUCAUGAAUAUCCAAGAAAUUAAUUUCAAAGGAAUUCGCGCACACGGGACGAUAGAAAUAUUUUCGCAGCGACACAGUACAUCGAUUUAAGACGACUUGGCUUUCAGCUGGAUUUUCCAUAAAGAUCUCUGGCCCAAAGCAAAAUAUCGAAAUUUUUGUACUUGUCUCUUUUUUAGAGAAAAUUAAGAGCUACAAAAUAGGUUCUAACAAAAACUUCGCUAUCUGCCGCAGAUUUUGAGAUAUUCAUCGAACAAUAACCAUUAGUCAAAAUUGUCUUAAAAUGUUAUACCGCUUCGCUAGUGGCUUGUAACCUCUUAUUCGAUGUAACCUGAGAUAUUUUUUAUGUUUUCAUUUUUCCUCGUAAUUUCUCACAAUUUUUCAUUCACCCCCAGAAUUCCCAUUAUUGUUUAGAUAUAUCGUAAACAUUAUUAUCAACGCACAUCUAACGAUUCCUAACGUUAACUCUUACUCUCAGUAAUUCGUCACAGCUUUCACGGGAUUAAUAACUACUUAAAAAUUCAAUAUCAGGCACGACAAAGGAAUUGAGAUAAAAAUAAAUCGAUAAUUGGAGCUUAGGGGUAUCAAUUCACGGAGAUAAUUAAUUUAUAUUAAUUUAGCAUUCUUGUUCCCAUCUACCUUGGUCUAUACUAUCCAUACAAAAUAUUUGUCUCAGUAAUCGGAUAGAAAAAUAAUGGCAAAAAGCAAACUGAAUUAUUGAAAAUGUAAUUAUUGAUUAAUCGAUAGAUUGUCUCGCGAGAUGUCAACCAUCUCGAUUUAUCCUUAGUCAAUUGACAAAAAGUAAAAACAAAA
Diachasmimorpha longicaudata is the source of this 6857-nucleotide messenger RNA. RefSeq names its product Phosphodiesterase 8 (gene Pde8). Gene Ontology annotation, biological process: signal transduction; positive regulation of ERK1 and ERK2 cascade. The record is from RefSeq and is a predicted model, not a curated record. Lineage: Eukaryota; Metazoa; Arthropoda; Insecta; Hymenoptera; Braconidae. Bases 356 to 2917 code for a protein of 853 amino acids. Gene Ontology annotation, molecular function: 3',5'-cyclic-nucleotide phosphodiesterase activity. The transcript has 17 exons.